GUCCUGUUGCGAAACGAGUACCUUGAUCGUUGAAAUUUCGUCAUUACUGUAAAAGUCAUCUUCCGUUAGGUCUGAUCAGGAACGCGGAGUUUCACAAAGGCUUUUAUUUUCGCUGUAAAAUGAGCGACAGCGACGUAAAAUCCACAAGGCCAUUCAAACAGCGGAAAAGUUUUGUCAGUCGGAGAGAUGAAGUUGCUGGAAUCCGAGCCAAGUUCCCGUCAAAAAUUCCUGUUAUAGUCGAGAGAUAUCACAAAGAAAAGGAUUUGCCGCUACUCGAUAAGACAAAAUUUCUCGUUCCUCAAGAGCUAACUAUGAGCCAAUUCGUGACAAUCAUUAGGAAUCGCAUGUCAUUAUCAUCAACACAAGCUUUCUACCUCAUUGUAAACAACAAAAGUUUAGCAAGCAUGUCUAUGACAAUGGCAGAAGUUUACAAGGAAGAGAAGGAUGAAGAUGGAUUCCUGUACAUGGUUUACGCUUCUCAAGAAAUGUUUGGCUCAUGACAAGCAUAAAGUGAGAAAAGGAUACUAAUACAGACAUAAUGUCACUGGAGAACAUUUCCUUUUUAGAAAAAACAGUUCAGAAAUAGGAGAGGAUUGAACAUUUAAGUCCAGAAUCAUCGCCUUAGAUAAACGUAAAAUUGUGAAGAGUCUCAUGUAUUGUGUAUGUAUCCUUCAACAUCAGAAAGUUUUAUCAGUAUUCUAAAGGGUUCAAUUUGUUAGUUAGCACCACAUCUUGUGAUAAUCUGUAGAUAAAACAGAGGUUUUUUGUUAACUGUUAAGAUAAAUAGUGAUUAAUCUUCUUUGGUUGUCCUCCAGCAGGUGCGUAGUGAUUAGAUAGUAAAUAUGUAACUUUGAAUCUCUCAGCUAUUUUCAUGAUAUUUUGCUAAAUUUGAUAAAAAAAAAUUGGAAAGAAAUCAAUUGGAUGAUGUUUUAUCAACAAACAUUCCAUGCAGAUGUGAAGAUAAUUCCCAUGGCAAUGUCAUGAUGUAUUAGGUGGUGCUAAUUUUCUACUAGAUUUGAUCUUGGUCAUUUUGUCAGUGUUGGUAGUGUGGAAAAGAGCAAAUAUGUUCCAAUGAAUCAUGCUGGGGAGAUGAUCUAUUUUUA
Messenger RNA from Pocillopora verrucosa, 1103 nucleotides. RefSeq names its product microtubule-associated proteins 1A/1B light chain 3C-like. Gene Ontology annotation, molecular function: ubiquitin protein ligase binding. Gene Ontology annotation, biological process: cellular response to nitrogen starvation; autophagosome assembly; autophagy of mitochondrion. Gene Ontology annotation, cellular component: autophagosome membrane; cytosol; autophagosome. The record is from RefSeq and is a predicted model, not a curated record. Lineage: Eukaryota; Metazoa; Cnidaria; Anthozoa; Scleractinia; Pocilloporidae.